This is a messenger RNA of Salvia hispanica, 1957 nucleotides long. Its product is annotated as putative pectate lyase 8. The record is from RefSeq and is a predicted model, not a curated record. Gene Ontology annotation, molecular function: pectate lyase activity. Lineage: Eukaryota; Viridiplantae; Streptophyta; Magnoliopsida; Lamiales; Lamiaceae.
CGCGCUUAUUCAUACUUUCUCCCUCUUUCCUGCCAUUAUAAAACCACUCACGCAUUUCACCAAUCCAAUAUCCAUACUCAUGAUUUCCAUCUUCUCUGCACUCACACACACACAUUAACUGUGAUAUGUACAUGCAUAUACCUCUAUACACAUUCUUCUCAACGAAUUUGCAUUAGAGAUCAACAAACUACACGAUAUUUUUCUCCAAAUCGCAUCAAUGGCGAUUUCUCUGAAAAUCAUCCAGCUUUCAGCAUUUCUCACUCUGCUGUUGCUUGCCAAUGCAAUUGCCCACGCAGAUAGCGUUGAAGAAAUUCGGAAGCUGAAAAGCAUCAGAAACUCAACAAUGGCGGAAAGGUUGGAGGAAUUUAAGCACGACGACGCUGUAGACGAUCCAGAAGCUGUCGCGGCCAUGGUUAAUAUGGCUACCCGAAACAGCACCGAGCGAAGGAAGCUAGGAUUCUUCUCGUGCGGAACGGGUAACCCGAUGGACGACUGCUGGCGGUGCGACCGCAACUGGAUGCGCAACCGCCGCCGCCUGGCUGACUGCGCCAUCGGGUUUGGCCGCAACGCAGUGGGCGGGCGCGACGGGCGCUACUACGUGGUGUCCAACCCCGGCGACGACGACCCGGUGAACCCUCGGCCGGGAACCCUCCGGCACGCUGUGAUCCAGGACCGGCCUCUCUGGAUCGUGUUCAAGCGCGACAUGGUGAUCACUCUCAAGCAAGAGCUCAUCAUGAACAGCUUCAAGACCAUCGACGGCCGCGGCGCCAACGUCCACAUCGCCAACGGCGCCUGCAUCACCAUUCAGUUCGUCACCAACAUCAUUAUCCACGGCCUCCACAUCCACGACUGCAAGCGCACCGGCAACGCCAUGGUCCGCAGCUCGCCCACCCAUUACGGCUGGCGGACCAUGGCCGACGGCGAUGGCAUCUCCAUUUUUGGGUCGAGCCAUAUUUGGAUCGAUCAUAAUUCCUUGUCUAGCUGCACUGAUGGCCUCAUUGAUGCCAUCAUGGGAUCCACUGCCAUCACCAUUUCCAACAACUAUUUCACUCAUCAUAAUGAGGUGAUGUUGUUAGGCCAUAGCGAUUCGUAUGUUCGGGACAGAGUUAUGCAAGUGACCAUUGCCUACAACCACUUCGGAAUCGGCCUCAUCCAGAGGAUGCCCAGGUGCAGACAUGGAUAUUUUCAUGUUGUGAACAAUGACUACACAUCUUGGGAGAUGUAUGCGAUAGGUGGGAGUGCUGAUCCCACCAUCAACAGCCAGGGCAACAGAUAUUUAGCCCCAGCCAAUCCUUUUGCCAAAGAGGUUACCAAGAGAGUAACCAACUUAGGCAGCAACAGAUGGAGGCAUUGGAACUGGCGAUCGGAGGGCGAUCUCAUGCUCAACGGAGCAUAUUUCAGGCCUUCCGGGCGUGGUGCUGCAGCCAGCUACGCCAGGGCUUCCAGCCUGGCAGCCAAGUCGUCGUCCCUGGUUGCCACACUGACCUCCACGGCCGGUGCACUUCGCUGUCGGAGGGGCAUGGCGUGCUGAUAUGUGUGCCCAUUUUGCUCAUUUGGAAAUUGAACAGUUCCCACAUAACAACACAUCUCCAUCCAAAUGAAAUUAAUUUCUUCUGGUAAUAAGUAUAAUAUAUGAGCUAUAGCUUAUCCCUCUCUUCCUCUCCCUCUUCGAAACCUUACCAUACAUCUCUUGCGCUAAGCGUAUCUUUCAAAAUCUGAUGAUCAACCAACCCCUGCUCCGGCCUGUUUCUUCAACUUUGGUAUGUUUCGAGGUAUUUUUGCAGAAGCGUUGGUUCUCGCCAUUUUUAGUGUGAAAUGUCUUGAUCACACACUCUUCUGAAUCUUGUUAUAUACACGUUUCAGGCAGAAAGGAGAAGAAUAAAUAUUUCAAAAAAUGUUGCAUCACCAGUGUAAUUAUGCUUCAUAUUUAUCUAUAAUUGAGAGUUUGUAUAUCGAA